Molecule: messenger RNA, 1938 nt
Organism: Cydia splendana
Lineage: Eukaryota; Metazoa; Arthropoda; Insecta; Lepidoptera; Tortricidae
Product: trypsin-6-like
Exons: 11
Coding region: 253-1890 (545 amino acids)
Biological process (GO): transmembrane transport; proteolysis
Cellular component (GO): membrane
Molecular function (GO): transmembrane transporter activity; serine-type endopeptidase activity
Source: RefSeq, a predicted model, not a curated record
CAAACUCAACUAACUUAUUACGUUUGAUAUUAUUGCACGAUAAGCAAUGUUUAUUAUUUAUCCAACACAUUGCACCAUUGUUUCCGCUUUACUUUCCUAAACAAAGCACUCAUUGGUUAUGAACAUUUUUUCACUAAACAGUUGAAAGUGACCACAUCGUUUUACAGUUUACUUCAGUGCGGUUACUCAAAAUGCUAAAGCUUUUACUGUUAUUAGUGAUUGUUGUUUUUGCUGUUGUCAUAUUUUUAUAGGAUGUUUAUAACCUCGCAAGAUUCUCAAAUACAGUUUAAUAUGUUACGUAGACUUUUAAAUUAUUUUGUAGGUUUAAUGGUUAUUAUAAGUUAUAGGGAUAUUGAAUGUGGUACGACUACAACAAAAGUGCAAGCGCCCGAGCAGGAGUGUGAGUUCCCGCCGAAGUUCGAAGAGGACCUUACGCAUUUGCGACGCAAGCGGCUGACCACGGAGAACGGCCUCGUGUGCUUAGAGGACUACCCCUAUACUGUCUCUGUCAGAUUACACAGUAAACACUGGUGUGGCGGUGCUCUGGUCGGAAAAGAGUGGGUGUUGACGGCAGGACAGUGUUUUGACUAUGUUACCAAGGAUGAGGUGUCAGUCCGUACCGGAUCCGUUUUCCGUGAUUUUGGCGGCAGAAUAUUUGCAGUCACGGAGAUCGUCAGGCACCCAGAGUAUAGGAUAGACCAGUACUAUCCUGAGCAUAACCUAGCCCUUAUUAAGCUAAACAUGCCAGUGACGCUGGGUAACCGCGUGCAGCCAGUGAAGCUUGCCCCGCCUUCUUCAGACGAUCCGCCGAGAUAUGGUCACAUCGUCGUCACGGGAUACGGCGCCAUCUCCGGUCAAAUCCGCGAGGGCCAGAACCAGGAGCUCAGAAGAAUGAUAGUACAAGACGUGCCUCGCGCGUCGUGCCGUCUCCUCUACGGGAACGGGUACCGGCUGCAGUCCGACCAUAUGUGUCUGCAGAGCACGGUCAAAGGCAUCGCUUUGUGUGCUGGUGACACAGGCGACCCAGCCGUACACUUCAGCGGCGCUUCCAAAGGCGGCACUCUAUACGGCAUCGCGCUCUUCUCUGGGACCGAGGAGUGCACUUACAAGUCCAAGCCUGGAGUUUACGCUAAGGAAGCAGCCGAAAAUUUGUCAUGUCUCAGAGGUCUACCCAUUCACGAUCCAUCCCUGCAAACCGAACUCGAAUGCAUGAAGAAGCAGGACGAAUAUUACAAGACCCUUCCUAGCCUCUCGUUGGUAGUCAUUUUUAAAGAUAAAGCAUGGCGUAAGGCCUACCUGAUCUCCGCGCUCGUGAUCGCCGUGCAGGCGUUGAGUGGAAACUUUGCUCUGGUGACCUACGGUGCCAACAUCGUGUCAUCAGUGGCAAAUAUGAACGCUGAACUGCAGACGCUAAGCUUCCCUACCAUUAUGAUGCUGGGCUCAGUUGUGUCUGUGUGCAUUAUGGAGCGCAUUGGGAGGAAGAUGAUCCUCCUCUUCUCAUACGUGGUGUCAGUGCUGUCGCUAAGCAGCUUGGCGACAGUAAUGCUCUUACCGAAUGACAGCGUGCCGGUUUGGUUCCCUCUGCUGGCCAUCACCUCCUCUAUGUUCGUGUAUGCAGUCGGAGUUCUGCCCGGGCCGUACAUCAUCAUGUCGGAGAUGUUUAACAUCCAGAUCCGAGCUAAACUUUUGGGCAUGGUCACAGCCCAGGCGUGGAUCAUGUGCUUCACACAGCUAGCGGCCUUCGCCCCCAUCACUGCGGCCCUCGGCAUGCACACAUACUUUUACAUCUGUGCGGGGAUGAACCUCCUCGGUAUUGUUGUAGUCCUAGUACUCAUGCCCGAGACCAGAGGGAAGAGUAUUGAGGAGGUUGAAAAUGAGUUGAGGAAGUGAUAUGAUAUGGGUCUAAUUUGUUUGAAAUAAAUGUUACAAUACGAUUUA